UUUAUGGGAGGAACAACACGAUGACAUCCACCGCCAGGACCAGCUACACCUCGGCUCCUCACCAGAAACACCGGCGCAGCAGCCAUCGCUCCAGGCAGUGCGGCAACGCCGCCGACACAGAUUCCCAGUCUCUGUCAACACUCGGGUAUUUUAAAACACUUCCAUUAGAGAUCUUUCAAAUGGUACUGAAAUAUCUUUCAGUGAAGGAUAUCAGCAUGCUGAGCAUGGUGUCGAAAACCAUCAGCAACCGCCUUAUUAAUUACAUCUCAACCCCGUCAGGAAACCGAAGGCUCUUAUUGCAAGACUUUCAUAACCUUGAGCUACCCGGCAAGAGAGAAGGAUCCUAUAUUUUAGAGCACUACAAAUCUCUAGGAUUGUUGCUUAAAAGAUGCACACUGCUAUUGCCCACAAAAGACAGGCUAAAGUAUAUACACAAGAUUCUCUCUGAAGUUUCCUGUUUUAAGCUUAACGGUUGUGCAAGUCCUUUGCAUUGUUUAGGAUUACAGUGCUAUGGGGUAUUUUUACAGAUCCUAACAGCGGGCUGGGAUGAACUGGAGUGUCACCGGGUUUUUAACUUCCUCUGCGAGCUGAGCAAUUUACCCCGUAAAGUACAGACUGUUGUCAGCAGCAAACCAGGGAGUGCCCGAAAGCUAGAGCUGCGGAUCAGGUUAUACUGUCGCAGCGUCUUGUUGAACCACUGGAUUCAUCGAAGUGAUUCUGCCUUUUGGUUGACUCGUAUUUUAAAGCCGUGGCCCAUGGUCAAUCAAGCUCGCCUGCUGUAUAUCAUCUUUGGGCCAGUGUCCUCUCUUGAUGGACAUGUGGUUUGGCAGAAAAUGAUAGAAGCACCAACAGAUGAGACCAGUCUGAAAGGUCUGGCAGAUGCAAUUAAGCUGCUGUAUGAUACAGAAGCUAGAGAAUGGACAGCAGAUGAUGUUAUCAGUCUUGUGGAUGAGCUGUCAGUUGUUCCCCGGGAGUGGCUCCUGGAGAACAACGCUCGGUUUCUCAUCCUGAGCGGGAACAGCAUUUGCUUCACUUUCAUGGCCAGCAAAGCUGUGAACGGGAGGACCCUGGAGUUAGCCAGGCUUAUGGUCUUCCUGGCCCUGGUGUGCGAGAAGGACCUGUACUGCAUGGACUGGGCAGUGAAGAUGAUGCAGAAGGUCUGCAAAGUUUUCGGCACCCCGGCGGAGAGGAACAACUUCCUGCAGUGCGUGGAGAACGUCUUUGCUCACAUGAUCAUGGACACGCUGCAGGCCGUGCUCUCGGGGGACCGCGAUGAAGAGGACAGCAGCUUCUUGAACUUGUUUCACCUCGUAAAUGCACAAGCAAACUUCCACAAGGAGAUCCUCUACCUGACCAUGAGAGGCAACGGCAGCACCGCUUGAAUUUUACAGACUCUUGCUCUAUUCCUGCUGGAUUUUUCUGGUGUUGGGUUGUUUUUUUUUUUCCCCCCAAAUAUUUGCAAAGCAGUAUCCAACUAUUUCUUGAAUUUCCAUCCUGGUAAGAGCUGGAGGAGUGGGUGACACACAGGUCAGCUGAGGGGGCUCAGGGAGCAUGGGGGACCCCAGGGUCUGCAGGGGGAAUUCUGUGCCCUUCGCUCCUCAGGGCCGUGCUCAGACACAGGGAGGAAACGGGCCAGGGGCCUCUGGUUUGGGAACAUAAACCACAUUCUUUUCCCACUGUGUAUGUUUGCACACACAAUAAAAAUGACAUGGUUUUCAUAUUUGAUGUGCUACACAAAUGGGAGAAUGUUAUCUUAGUUCAGAACCGAAAACAUUUUGAUCUUUUGAUUUUGUUUUCUCUUGGGAACGGGGGGAGAAAGAGGCAGACAUCAUUAGAGCAGCUCAGCUCCAUUUUUCCAGUUUGCCGGGGUCUCCCUCACUAACUCUUACACACUCCAUAGAUUGUAACUUCAGUUUUAGCAGAAAGAGGCGAUUCCUGAAAGCAAUUUAACUGCUUUGAUCAAGCAGAGCAAUUUUUUUCCCCCCUCAAAGCUACAGGUGCCUUUUAACCAUCAAGCAGAAAAAAUUUCAGAUCCCUCUCCCUGCCUGGUGUGAGAAGUGAAUAUUAAAGUGUAUUUGCCUUUGUAGGACUUUGCUAAGUUGAAGACACAUGUUAAAUGCUAAGAUCACUGUUUCAUUAAGGUAUAUAAAUGUUUGCUACUCAUUAGAGGUUUUGAUUUUCUGCUCUAUUGCCUUCAAACCAAAAAAAAUGUAACGCAUAAUAAAAAGCACUUACUUUA
This is a messenger RNA of Calidris pugnax (ruff), 2239 nucleotides long. It is a transcript of the gene FBXO47, whose product is annotated as F-box protein 47. The record is from RefSeq and is a predicted model, not a curated record. Gene Ontology annotation, molecular function: protein binding. NCBI's taxonomy places the organism in Eukaryota, Metazoa, Chordata, Aves, Charadriiformes, Scolopacidae. The transcript has 10 exons. The coding region runs from base 21 to 1382 and encodes 453 amino acids.